Messenger RNA from Xyrauchen texanus (razorback sucker), 3574 nucleotides. RefSeq names its product DPY30 domain containing 2 (gene dydc2). The record is from RefSeq and is a predicted model, not a curated record. The coding region runs from base 204 to 995 and encodes 263 amino acids. The transcript is spliced from 8 exons. NCBI's taxonomy places the organism in Eukaryota, Metazoa, Chordata, Actinopteri, Cypriniformes, Catostomidae.
AAUCUGCCUCACACUAACAAACAUUUGUGAGGGUUAAUCUCGCCGAUAAAACUUAAUAUAACUGAGUUUUUAUUUGUUUUUCAAAGCGGGAGCAGCCGAUGUGAUUUAAUACGACACUACCAACUGUUACAUUUCUUUAUUGAUAAUCGAUUAUUUGAAUAACUCUAGAUAUUUAUUAAUAAUAGGUAGAUUUAUUUCAUCCGAUGGAUUCAGAGUAUGUGCAGCGGGUUUUGGGUCGAUGUCUGGCGGAGGGUCUCAGUGAACUGCUCGAACUGAAGCCGCCGGAUCCCAUUGAGUUCCUUUCACACUGGAUACACGAAUACAAACACAAUCAGGAGCUCCUGAGUGAGAGAUCCGCUCAUCAACAGCAGUUAGAAGAGGAGCAGGGGCGCGUGAGAGAGGAGUCACUCCAUCAGAACCUCCUGCAGGAGGAGCAGAACAACAUCACCGCUGCACAGGAGGAGCUCACGUGCACAGAAGAGUCUGUAUCAGAACCAGCACAUGAGAAAUCCAGUCCUGAACAUCUGCCGGCUGUAAAUAAGGGAGAUGAUAAGGUCACCAUUGAUCCUGGAGACCCGACGUCCACCGAUCAGACUGAUACAGUAACGGAGAUCCCAGAGAGGUCAGAUCCCCCACAGCUGAAUAACAGCACUGCAGAAGAACAGAAAGUCAAUAAUGAUGAAUCAGGUGAACAUGCUGGUCAACAAACCUCAGACAUUGUGAACCCAGAAGAAUCACUUUCUGAAGAGCAGGACAGAGACGCACAGCUAAAGGACAAAAGUGAAGUAGAUGUGAAUCCAGAGAAUGAAGCAGAACCAGAUGAAGAUUCUCACGAGAGACAGACAGAAACUGAGAUUCCUCCAGACGGUCUACAGACUACAGAGAGCGAGCUCGCAGACAGACCAGAGACUGAAGACACGGCUGUGAGACAUGAGGAGUCCGCUGAGCCCGAGCCACAGUCUGAAAGAGAGGAGGAAGAUGAAGACGAGGAGUGAGAUCUGUGUCAUCAAUGAACUAAUGAUGUAUCUUAAUAUUAAAUCAUAUUCGUGACAAAUGUUUUUACUGCAUUUUGCUUUCAACCCUGUUUACAUGGACAUUUAUAGACAGUGGUAAGAAAAAGUAAGUGAACCCUUGGAUUUAAUAACUUGUCGAUCCUCCUUUGACUCAUACACACACACUUACACACACACACACACUCACAAACACACACAUUCACACACACACACUUCUGUAACCCUCUCACACACACACACACUCACACAUGCUCACACACACAUACACCCACACACUUACACUCACAAACACACACAUUCACACACACACACUUCUGUAACCCUCUCACUCACACACACACUCACACACACGCUUCUGUAACACACACACGCUUCUGUAAAACACACACACACUUCUGUAACACACACACGCUUCUGUAACACACACAUUCACAAACACGCUUCUGUAACACACACACAUGCUUCUGUAACACACACAUGCUUCUGUAACACACACACAUGCUUCUGUAACACACACACUUGUGUAACACACUCACACACAUUUGUGUAACACUCACACACACUUCUGUAACACACACACACACACUUCUGUAACACACACACACUUCUGUAACACACACACACACACACACACUCACUUCUGUAACACACACACACACACACACACACACACACACUUGUGUAACACACACUCACACACACUUCUGUAACACACACACACACACACUUCUGUAACACACACACACACACACUUCUGUAACACACACUCAAACACACACUUCUGUAACACACUCAAACACACACUUCUGUAACACACUCUCACACACACUUCUGUAUCACACACACACACUUCUGUAACACACACACUCACACACACUUCUGUAAUACACACACACGUCUGUAACACACACACUCACACACACUUCUGUAACACACACACUCACACACACUUCUGUAAAACACACACACUCACACACACUUCUGUAACACACACUCACACACACUUCUGUAACACACACUCACACACACUUCUGUAACACACACACACUCACACACACUUCUGUAACACACACACUCACACACACUUCUGUAACACACACACACUCACACACACUUCUGUAACACACACACUCACACACACGUCUGUAACACACACACUCACACACACUUCUGUAACACACACUCACACACACGUCUGUAACACACACACUCACACACACUUCUGUAACACACACACACUCACACACACUUCUGUAACACACACUCACACACACGUCUGUAACACACACACUCACACACACUUCUGUAACACACACACACUCACACACACUUCUGUAACACACACUCACACACACUUCUGUAACACACACACUCACAUACACUUCUGUAACACACACUCACACACACUUCUGUAACACACACUCACACACACUUCUGUAACACUCACACACUCACACACACUUCUGUAACACACACACACUCACACACGCCUGUAACACACACACUCACACACACUUCUGUAACACACACACUCACACACACUUCUGUAACACACACGUCUGUAACACACACACUCACACACACUUUUGUAACACACACUCACACACACUUCUGUAACACACACUCACACACACUUCUGUAACACACACUCACACUUCUGUAACACUCACACACACUCACACACACUUCUGUAACACUCACACACACUUCUGUAACACACACACAGUCGCACACACUUUUGUAACACACACACUCACACACACACUUCUGUAACACACACACACUCACACACACUCUUCUGUAACACACACUCAAACACACUUCUGUAACACUCACAAACUCACACACACUUCUGUAACACACACACACACUCACACACGCACACUUCUGUAACACACACACACUCACACACUUCUGUAACACACACACACUCACACACACUUCUGUAACACACACACUCACACACACGUCUGUAACACACACACUCACACACACUUCUGUAACACACACUCACACACACGUCUGUAACACACACACUCACACACACUUCUGUAACACACACACACUCACACACACUUCUGUAACACACACUCACACACACGUCUGUAACACACACACUCACACACACUUCUGUAACACACACACACUCACACACACUUCUGUAACACACACUCACACACACUUCUGUAACACACACACUCACAUACACUUCUGUAACACACACUCACACACACUUCUGUAACACACACUCACACACACUUCUGUAACACUCACACACUCACACACACUUCUGUAACACACACACACUCACACACGUCUGUAACACACACACUCACACACACUUCUGUAACACACACACUCACACACACUUCUGUAACACACACGUCUGUAACACACACACUCACACACACUUUUGUAACACACACUCACACACACUUCUGUAACACACACUCACACACACUUCUGUAACACACACUCACACUUCUGUAACACUCACACACACUCACACACACUUCUGUAACACUCACACACACUUCUGUAACACACACACAGUCGCACAC